Molecule: messenger RNA, 5989 nt
Organism: Astyanax mexicanus (Mexican tetra)
Lineage: Eukaryota; Metazoa; Chordata; Actinopteri; Characiformes; Acestrorhamphidae
Gene: hmgxb3
Product: HMG box domain containing 3
Exons: 21
Coding region: 203-4135 (1310 amino acids)
Source: RefSeq, a predicted model, not a curated record
GCCAACCUUAGCAACAGUGCGCCAUUUCUAGUGGACCCAGAAUGGAGGAAAGAUGUGUAAAAGCGAGUUUCUGCGGGUGAAAUAAGGCGGUUUAGCGAGCUGAUCUCUCCGCCAUGCAGCAGGAGGCUGAGGAUGAAGCGGUCACUGUCUGAUCUGAGCGGUUUGGGACGGAUCCGAGCGGCGGUUCAGAACCAUUCUAGUGAUGGAUGCCAUAUAUGAAGAGACAGAGGUGAAGGUGAUAGAGGAGGUAGAGAGCUGUUACACUCUAGUGGACCUCCCAUCAUCUAAGAAGAAGAAGAGGAGUAAAGGCGGCGGAGAACAUGGAGACAAACCCAAAAAACCCAGGUCUGCCUACCUGCUGUACUACUUUGAUGUGCAUCAGAGUCUGCAGCAUGAGCAUCCAGACAUGCCCCAGUCUGAGAUCAACAAGCGCAUCAGCGACAGCUGGAAGAGACUCAACGUGGCUGAUAAAGGAUAUUACCUGGAGAGGGCCAAGAUGGAGAAAGAGGGAGUUGACCCGAUGACACAGUCAACAACGUCUUCCCCAGACGUCCCGGGCUUCCGUAAAAUCCUCCCAAGGACCAACUACAUUCUUCUCCCUAAAGGUUCAGUGAGUGAGGAGAGGCCAGGGGGUCCUGUGGAACUGUGUAUGGAAGGCAGGGUUGAUGCUGUAGUUGAGGAUGUCCCUCAGACUUCUGCUCAGGAACCCUUGGUGUCCCCGUUGACUCUGGGAAGUGAAGUGGAGCUUGUAGAACAGUGUAUUGCCAUUGAAGCUCUGGCAGAGGACAAAUCUGCGUCUUUAGGAAGAUCUGCUGCGCUCCAGGGAAUUUUGUCCCAGUACUCCUCCACUUCAGCCGUCAGAUCUCUGACUAUGGGUCAGGACGGUCGGCAUGGCAACACUCUGCUGAUGAAGGAGGAGGAAGGCGGGGCAGCAGGCGAGGCUUACGGGGGUGUUGGUGUAGUGGAGGAGGGGCUUGAGGGCGGUGCUGUGAUGCCGCAGGUCAAAGUGGAUACAGCUCACCUGGUCGCCAUUAUACCCAAUCACGAACUGGUCGAAAACAAAGUCUUCCCUGCAGCCAGUCCCAUUAUGAUGCUCCCUAUGAUAAACCGUGCCAAACCAGACUCUAAACCCUCCUUCAAACUGUCUAUAAAGUACACAAGGAGAGGACGAGGCAGCUGCAGCACUCCUGGAUGUUCAUUUACGUACGUCACUCGCCAUAAACCACCCCAGUGUCCUGAAUGUGGACAGCACCUCGGUGGCAAGUGGGUGCCCCCUGCGGCCAAAAGAGGAGAACCAGGUUCUAACCCACAUUCAAAGAAACAACAGGAGGUUCAGGGUGAUAAUUCAAGCUCUGUAGCCUUGUCCACAAAACCUGAACCCCAAGACAUGAUCCCAUUAUGUAACGUAGACACAGGACAGAAGGAAACUAAGGACAACAGCACCAGUAAAACAACAGCCCCAACUAAGACUCAGGACAACAGUUCUGCUGAAAGUGCAGAGCCAGGAGCGAGGCGGCGCAAGAGAGAGAAGAUGGGUGCAGUUCCAGCUUCUCAGCCAGCAGAUGGCCCUCUUAUCAAACUGUCAGUGGGUAGUCAGGAUGCUGAAUCAGCAGGAGUCAUCGGGUUAAGUGGUGGGCGUGUUCGGGUCUUUAGUAAAGACAAGAGCAGCAGCAGCAGUAGUGGUCAGAAACGCCGGAUUAGAGCCAUCCUUCCCGCCCCUUCUACCUCAAAUGUUCCAUCUCAGCCAGCUGUUGUUCAGUGGAUAGCAGUGCAACCAAGUAAAUUAAGAAGUGAGCCAAAAAUCAACAGCAGACCAGUGAAACCCCCCAGUGAGAGGAUUUUGGGCUUAAAACCAAACACCCUGAAGCAGCUGGGUCACUCUGUGGCACCCAGUGCCUUAAACCAGAAACCUACUGCACUUAACAGCAACCAGUGCAUAGUGACUGACAAUGGAGUGAAGAUCCUGUCCAUGGUGCCUUUCAAACAGAACUCUGGCACUUCACUGGCUCUCGGUUUGUCCACGGCGCGUGGUAGAGGCAGAUGUAAAAACCCUUCCUGUGAUUACAUCUAUAAGAACAGACACAAGCCCCAGUUCUGCCCCAGCUGUGGCUGUGAGCUCACCACCAAAACGCCCAAGCCAAAAGCCAAAGAACUGUUGUCUCCAGAGUCGGCUAGUGACACCACAGGGCUGCUGGAACCAUCACAGCCCUUAACCCCAGCCCAGAGAGAGCUCCAGCACCAGUCUACUGUGGCCUUGCUCAAACACACCCUGCAGUACCCUGAGAACGAGGCUGAGCUGCAGGACAUCUUCAGUCUCAUUCAGAGCCUCAACCACGCACAGCUAGAGAGAGAUGGAGAGACAGAGGAGGAGGAUUCUGCGUUCCUGCAGAACGGUUGGCCGAGCUUCUACGAGCCGGCGGCCACCCACUGCACUCUGUGUCACUACCCUCUCUACAGAGGAGAAGCUGGUUGUCCAGUAGCAGGGCAGCAGCAGUGCUGGUUACUGACUGAGUCUCUGCUGCAGCCGGUCUCUCUGCAGCUGAAGGUUUGUCCCAAACUGCAGUGCCUGGCCAUCCACAGCUUCACCGACCUUCACCCAGGUUUGUUUAAUGUGGGGAACCAGCUGCUGGUGAGCGUGGAUCUGUUCUUCAAGAUCCGUGCCCAGAUUAGACUGGGACAAGACCCUGCGCUCGCAGCUCUGGAUGUUCUUAACACUGCACACACUCUACCAGGCUGUGUGUUGGGUUUAGAUGUGCAGACUCAUCUACAGGAGCUGUUGUGUAGUGGCUACUGGGCGUUUGAAUGUCUGACAGUGCGGGACUACAACGACAUGAUCUGUGGCAUAUGUGGCAUUGCCCCAAAACUGGAAAUCACCCAGCGCAACACCAGCAACGUUCUACAGCUCAAAAAUGUGGAGUUCACGUGGCCGGAGUUUCAGACGUCAGAGGAGGUUCAGGUGGAGGAGUUUUGGCUGGCGAUGGAGAGCGAGGCUCUGGAGCAGGCCGCCUUCCCCUCAAGUGUCUCCAUCACGCGCUUUGACGCCUCCAUCAUCGCACCCUUCUACCCCCCACUGAUGAGGAGCGCCUUAGUCAUCAACACUGAGAAGGACAAGAUCACCACCAGUCUACCACAUGCAGGAGAUCCAUCUGUAUUGGUACGAUUGAUCCAUGAUGGUCAGCUGAGGCCAGACGAUAUGGACCAGCACACUGAGGAGGAGCUGCGGAACAUACUGGAGCAGUGUGGAGCACCAUCUGCUCCAGAUAGUAGCAAGGAGGAGUUGAUGGUGUCUCUGUGUUUGCUGUACACGCAAAUUCAAAAUGGCCUAUCAACAGCCCCCCAGCCUCCCCAGCACCUAACGGCAGGAAAACUCAGCAAAGUCUGCCCUCACCAGGUGGUGUGUGGCUCAAAGUAUCUGGUGCGUGGAGAGACCGCCCGGGACCACGUGGAUCUGCUGGUGUCCUCUCGCUUCUGGCCGCCGGUGUACGUGACGGACUGUGCCCAGAAAGUGGCACUGUGUGCGGACGUGCUGUACCCUGAGCUGACCUCUCAGAUGUGGGGCAGAAAUCAGGGCUGCUUCUCUGAUCCCACAGCAUCACCACAGUACGUCUCUUGCGCUGAGCUGCAGGAUCAGCAGUACAGUGUGGAUCUCUCCGCUGUGGACUCUAACCCCCGCCUGCACCCCGUCACUAAAUCCCUGUCCCGCUGGAUCGUGAGACCUGAUGAUCCUGCCGAUUCCAGUCCCUCUGCAGUCUCUUCUUCCCCGUACCCCCACCACGCCAUCACGCUCUGCAAAGAGCUGCAGCCUUACGCCAGUCUCGUCUCAACCAUCACCAGCAGCUCGGGAGAAGACAAGGGGCCGUCUGCCGAGGGCAAAACUCACAAAUCUCUAGUGUUCGAUAACCCGGCGCACUAUUACCUCUACAACCGGCUGGUGGACUUCAUGAGCAGCAGAGACAUCGUGAGCCAGCAGAUCGCGGAGGUGCUGAAAGUGUGCCAGCAGGGCGAGGUGGUGAUGAUCCGGGACGCCCUCUACAGGCUGGGACUGGCACAGCUCAACACUGAGGAGGAGCAGGGGGAGGAGGAGGGCGAGCGGGAGGUGGACGCUGUAGCUGUGGAAGAUGUGGUGUUGGAAUGACCGUAAUUGACCUAUUGUCUAUCUGUUGCUCUGCCCACAAAUGUGUCUUUUCACAGCUGCUGUUAGACAGGCUUUACCGAAUGUUCAGAAAGCAUAGAGCACAAUAGUGCUGCAUCAAAAAAACACCAUGCCAAAAAAAAAAAUCACAGCAGGAAAAUCAGUAUGCGUAUUUAUAAUAUUGAUAAUAAAGUGUUACCUCCAGGUACGGAUUGGGAACGCCCACACCUGUAUUUGUUGUGAGGUUGAACACAGGCCAAUGUGUUCAUGACAAGGCAACAUGAGUUAUCUAUCAUGGUUGAAGCAAGGCCUAAAAGUUGGUGCCCAAUGGAUGGGACAUUCCUUUUGUCAAGUUGUACAAGUGGGUGGUAAUGAUAUGACUGUGACCGGCAGUGUCUGGCUGCAGUUGUCCAUCCGAACAGACAAGCAUGAAAAAUUACAUCCACAUUCAGUGUAGGAGGCCCUUCAUGCAUGUUCUACAGGUCAGUGCAGUGCAGUGUUCUUUAGCUUCUGUGGAACAUGACAAAAGUCAUGGGACAUAGUAUAGACUCUCAGUUGAACAGAAAAAAAAAAAGAAUAGCUCAAAUCUGGUCUCUCUCUGGCUUUCAUAAAGUCAAAGUAUCUCAACAUUUCUCCCACACAUUCUUGACUGCUGUAUACACUCCUCCUACAGUGUCUGGAAUUCUCAUUUCCCAGCACUGUCCCACAGGUUCUCAAUACUGGUUCAUUUUAGUGAUUUGACCUCACCUAAAGUUUCACACUCCUCAGCCCACUCCACCACUUGAUGUGGUAUCUCACAUACCAACUACUGGUAUCUGGUUCUAUUUUAAAACAGAAGGCAUAGUUCCUUUUUAAAUACAGCCAAACAGCGUAUGCCAUCAUAUCAUCAGUAUUUGACAUGCUAUGCAAGUGCAUGUAUACACUAAGGCUGCACGAUAUUGAAAACAAAUUACAUUGCAAAUUACAAAUGCUCUUUUUUUGGCGAUAUAUAUCUCAAUAUUAAACAACGCAGGACCCAUGGCGUCACCAGCCCCCCGAUCAAGCACUGAGUCAGCGCAGAGCACACAAAACCGGAGGAAAACUGCAGUAUCAGGCAUUUAAACGGCUUUUUAAAAGGUAAAUAAGACCGGUUUUCUGGGAUUAAAAUAAUGAAUUCAUCUUUAAUUGGAAAUAUCUGUGUAAAACUGUGCUGGACUGAGGUGCACAGCUUUUAUCACAUGCAUUUACAAGCAUCUGACCAACCAUGUGGAUUAAGGCCGUGCGGUUACCUUGUGUUUAACUCCUGCCCACCCCCCACCUUGCGCUCCCCCUCGCGCAGGCAGCAGCAGCCUGUCACUCACACAGACACAGAGACAGCGCUGUGUAUCUACUUCUUGUGUCAAGAAUCAUAAGAUUGCAACAUGACGUGUUAAGUUAAGAAUUGCCUUAAGUGACAUCAUAUUUCUUGCGAUAUGACUACCGCGCAUGCACACAUCACAGUGAUGAUGCUUAAACGAUAUAUCGUGCAACCCUACUAUUGACACUGACAUGCCAGAAGUCAUGGGAUAGCAGGAUGCAUUGCAUUGUAUUGUAUUGUAUUGUUGAUAAAGUGUUACCUCAGAGGUCAGCUCCUGAACGCCCACACCGUUUAUACAUUGUGAGUAAAGUUGAAUACUAGUCAGCAUGUGCAUAGCAAGGCGACAUCAUUUAUUUGGAGUUCAAGCAAAGACUGACUGAUAAUGGAUGCCAAAUGCAACGGACAUUCCAUUCUAUUGCGCUUUGCAUGGUUAAAACUAAAAUUAUCUAUAAUGAUGAAUCUACUGUACAUAGUACUUUUAAAAAACCUUAAAAUAAAUAAAACAAUGAUUCCAAUUGGCA